Messenger RNA from Chenopodium quinoa (quinoa), 1084 nucleotides. RefSeq names its product CST complex subunit TEN1-like. Lineage: Eukaryota; Viridiplantae; Streptophyta; Magnoliopsida; Caryophyllales; Amaranthaceae. Gene Ontology annotation, molecular function: telomeric repeat DNA binding; single-stranded DNA binding; telomerase inhibitor activity. Gene Ontology annotation, biological process: negative regulation of telomere maintenance via telomerase. Gene Ontology annotation, cellular component: CST complex. The transcript has 4 exons. The record is from RefSeq and is a predicted model, not a curated record. Bases 225 to 602 code for a protein of 125 amino acids.
UAAUUACUGUAAUUUAUGAAAGUUUAUAACUAUAGAAUUUGUUGCUAGAGUUUUGCUAUGUGCAGUUUACGUCGAUAUUCUUAAACGAGAAGAAUGUUAUGUGAUCUUUCGAUACUGAAUUAAUAAUUUGUGUCAAAUUUGGUUGGUAAUGUUUUGCAUAUUUCGGACCUGAACUGUUUUCAUUCUGCUGAAGAAUUUGGGAUUAUACUUUGACCAUCCUACACAUGGCAUCAUCUGUGGUGAGUUCGGGGGCCUUGGUUGUAUUGGAAGAGCUGAAUUCGUCUUCUCCACAAUUUCAAAAUGGGGCAUCACUUCGCGUUACUGGAAAGCUAUUGGAUUAUACUGUGGAGACUGCUGUGGCAGUUAUUGCUGAUGGAAAUGCAACACUGAAGAUUGACACAAAGCAUUUGAAGAUAAAUUAUCGAGUGGGUUCCAUCUACCAGUUUAUCGGAGAACUAUUCUUUGAAUCAGAGAAUCAGCCGAUACUGAAGGCACGAGUUGGCAGGAAUGUUGAUGGCAUGGACCUCAAUCUUUAUCGUCAGUCCCUCCGGCUCUUGAAAGAGUUUCAGGCUGAACAAACUCAUAAUUACAGAUUUAACUGACAGCUCCCAACUUUUGAGUCUUGAGUUGUUUUUAUUCCUUUUACUCUUGUACAAAGAUGAUAAUAGGUGCUUGCAUUUGACACCUGAGGAGUGAGGGGCUAAGUGGCCGAGGAUGUGUGAUUGAGGCCAUUGAGCUAACUUGGUAGAAUUAGCUAAAGCUAUGUAGGGGUGUUCAAAUUUGGCCGAAAGGCCAAUUAAAUGCUCGUUUUGUUCUGGUGUUCUCGUCCAAUGAUAAUGAUGAUCCUUCAAUUUCUUAAGAACGCCGUUCAUUAUGUCGUCCAUGACUUUUGUCCAAAAUCCACAUUGUACGCCAUAUUGUUGCGCCCUGUGAACUGCUGCAUGAAAUGCUAAGAAUUCUGGUAAACCUUUUUCUUGGCCUUAGUAUAUAAAAUUGCAGAAAACCUUUUCAUCUGUUCUAAUUCUCAUAAGGAUUACUUUUUUUUUUUUUUUUUUUUUUUUUGAGAAAAAGAUUGCUUCUAUUC